AUGAGCGCUGGUCCUGCCGAUCGAGGUGCUUUACCCGGCAACGCUUUUCGGCCGUAUGGUGGUGGCACCACUUGGACUACCAUCAGACCUGGAACAAAUAUUCAAAGUGGAGAACACACCGCCCCCGGAAUACCUCAGCCUGCGGGGCCGGUGUUCGGCCGGAGCGUUUCGACGAUGGCAACGAGUGCGGCCCCCGUUGACUUGACCUCGAGUAGCCCUGCUUCUUCAUCAAUGCGAGCAUCAGAUGCAGACUUUGUCGAAAACACAAACUUGCUGGGUAUUGUGCGUUCCUACAGUUUGCGGUAUUCGUAUCGUUGGAGGCGUCGUCUCCAGCACUGGUUAGACAUUUCCGUGCCGCACCGCACGGCUCGCUGGCUGGCACUCUGGACGCUUGGAGCGCUCUUUGCUUUGCGUGUCUACUGGACCCAAGGAUUUUACGUUGUUGCCUACGCUCUUGCCAUAUACAAUCUUAACCUGAUGCUCGGCUUUUUGCAACCACGCGACGUGAACGAAAUUCAGGAGGAUGAGCGCAUCGCCCUCCCGAUUCGACGUCGGACGAGUGGUUCAACUGGCGCCUUUGCAGAGCUUGAUCCCUUGAACGGGACGAAUCUUGAGUAUCGUCCUUUUGUGCGACGUCUUCCCGAGUUCCAGUUUUGGUGGCAAAGUCUGAAAAGUGUCGCGAUGUCGUUCGUUGCUACGCUGGUCCCAAUUUUUGAUGUGCCAGUAUACUGGCCUGUGCUUGUUCUGUAUUUCCUCGUGUUAUUCUCGGUUACCAUGAAGCGCCAGAUUGAACACAUGCGUUUAUAUGGUUAUGUCCCGUUCAGCUGGGGCAAACAACGAUACGGCGGGCGUGGUAGCCGUCUUUUGCGCAUCUGGGAGGGCAUGCAGCUUUUCUGGCGCUACCUAACGGGUUACGAUGCAACGCAUACUCGUCGCCGCAGCACCGGGGGACGUGCUGUAACCAGCGAACGAUCUUCUGCGAAUCCGAUUUCAUCACCUUCCCUUCAUAAGUAA
This is a messenger RNA of Cyanidioschyzon merolae strain 10D, 1014 nucleotides long. Its product is annotated as probable endoplasmic reticulum retention protein Rer1. The record is from RefSeq and is a predicted model, not a curated record. Gene Ontology annotation, biological process: retrograde vesicle-mediated transport, Golgi to endoplasmic reticulum; protein retention in ER lumen. Bases 1 to 1014 code for a protein of 337 amino acids. Lineage: Eukaryota; Rhodophyta; Bangiophyceae; Cyanidiales; Cyanidiaceae. Gene Ontology annotation, cellular component: Golgi membrane. The transcript has a single exon.